UGAUUGAGCGACUGCGCUGAACGUAAUCUCAUUUAUGAGGGUGCAAAAAAAUAUAAAUGUCCAUUGCCAUCAAAGGCCCUCUGUAGUUAAGAGGCUAAAGCAACUCCAAGGAUACAGUUCACAGAGAUCUGGACCUCAGUCCCCAAAUACUGACUGAAUCAGGGACAAUCACCAGCACCCUCUACCCAAAGCCUUGAAGGGACCCGAAAGAGGGCAGCGAGGAGCUGAGUGGUGUCGCGCGGGCCCAGCAUGUGCUUCGGGAGCUGCGCCAAGUGCCUGGGGGGCACCCUCAUCCCCCUGGCUCUGUUUGGCUUAGUGGCUAACAUCCUGCUGUUUUUCCCUGGAGGAAAAGUGAUCGAUAACAACAGCCACCUGUCUGAAGAGGUCUGGUAUUUCGGAGGAAUACUAGGAAGUGGGGUCUUGAUGAUCUUCCCUGUGCUGGUGUUCUUGGGCCUGAAGAACAAUGACUGCUACGGGUGCUGUGGUAACGAGAGCUGCGGGAAGCGAAUGGCGAUGUUCACUUCUGUGAUAUUUGCUGCAAUUGGAUUUGUGGGUGCUGGAUACUCAUUUGUCAUCUCAGCCAUCUCCAUCAACAAGGGUCCUAAAUGUCUCGUGGCCAAUGCCACGUGGACCUACCCCUUCCAGAAUGGGGAUUACCUCAGUGACCAUGCCUUGUGGAGCAAGUGCGAAAAGCCCCCCAAUGUAGUUCCCUGGAAUCUGACCCUCUUCUCCAUCCUGCUAGUCAUAGGAGGGAUCCAGAUGAUUCUGUGUGCCAUCCAGGCGAUCAACGGCCUCCUGGGAACCCUCUGUGGAGAAUGCCACAGAGGCUGCUGUGGGAGAGAAGGACCAGUUUAAACCUCUACAGUGAGCUGCUCUAAACCUACAACAUGUGGGAAGAUGUACUAGAUUCAGUUUCCCUGCUUAGAAUGCUAAUUCUCAUCUGUGUCCCCACUGACAAAAAUUAGGAGAGCAGAACUGUCCCUUCUCCUUACAGCCAGUUUUUUGAAAGUUAGAAGUUUGUUAUUUUCAAAUAAAAAGUAGAUUAAUUUUUUUUUUUGGUACCAGGGAUCAAACCUGGGACCUUGCCCUUACGAGGCAGGUGCCAGAACCACUGAGCUAAAUCCCUGGUCCCUAGAUUAAAUUUUUGAUUUAUAAAUUUCUCAAAUUAGCCCCUGUUUAGAAUUUAAGAACAAGUUCAGAGAGUCAAUUUUCCAUGAUUUUUUUUCCUUAAAAGUCUCAAAUACAUGAAGUUACGUAUCCUGCCGUACUGCUUCUUUGUAUAGAAAGAUGUUUAUACCUUUGGAAGCUUUACUUAAGUCAAAGGAGGAAAAUGCAUUAAAAAUGAGAAACUAAUUUUUUCCAGAUUUAUAGGAGAAGAAUGAUUAAUGUAUUAUAAAUGAUUUUUAUGUGAUGCCUUUUUUGCUAAUUUGAGUUACUACUUGUGAGUAGCCUUUUGCUAGGCUUCCCUCAUGUAUAUUAAAUUGAAAUUUGAAUUCAGAGAUAAUGUGAUAAAAAUUGUAUGUCUUUGAAGGAGGCCAAGGAGCAAAAGAUUGAAUGAAUAAUGCCUUGUUAUCAUUUUACAAAUGCUUUCUUUGAUCAAACGAAAAUGUUUUUAAAAAGUUGAUUUGAAUAAUACUUUUACAGCCUAUUUUUCAGGAUUAAGACAAUAAGUCAUAUUAAUUCUCUGCAUUAUAUUAUGGCAUUAACUGGUUUUAUGUGUCAGAAAUUAAAAUGAAAUCCAACCCAUUUGAUUGAUUUAGAUUCAAACCUAAAUCCAGCUUCAGGAUCCUGGGAAAAUAGUUUCCUAAGUCUUGGUUUCCUCAUCUGUAAAAGAACUGUUAAAAGACAAUCAUUCAGGAAAUUCUGAAGUUACCCAAGAAUGAAACAAAGACUUGCAGUGUGGUGAACUUGACCUAAUGAACAAUAAGGAGGGUCUUGGAGGGCAUCGUGUACCAGGGAGUCUCCCUCCCUCACCUGUCAAGCUGACAGUCUGCGCACUGAAAACGAGGUUACUUGUGGUAUCAAUAAAGCAUUAGCAAUCA
Molecule: messenger RNA, 2042 nt
Organism: Heterocephalus glaber (naked mole-rat)
Lineage: Eukaryota; Metazoa; Chordata; Mammalia; Rodentia; Bathyergidae
Gene: Tm4sf4
Product: transmembrane 4 L six family member 4
Cellular component (GO): membrane
Source: RefSeq, a predicted model, not a curated record